Molecule: messenger RNA, 1507 nt
Organism: Manis pentadactyla (Chinese pangolin)
Lineage: Eukaryota; Metazoa; Chordata; Mammalia; Pholidota; Manidae
Gene: GPN3
Product: GPN-loop GTPase 3
Exons: 8
Coding region: 112-966 (284 amino acids)
Molecular function (GO): GTPase activity
Source: RefSeq, a predicted model, not a curated record
UCGCAGGUCUUGUUCCCGGAACUCAGUGGGCGUUGCACGGAGGCCGAAGAGAGCGUGACUGUCAGGCUCUCCGUGCUGCGCGGCUGGCGGUGCCGGGAACCCAGAGGCGAUAUGCCUCGGUACGCGCAGCUGGUCAUGGGCCCCGCCGGCAGCGGGAAGAGCACCUACUGUGCCACUAUGGUCCAGCACUGUGAAGCCCUCAAUCGGUCUGUCCAGGUUGUGAACCUAGAUCCUGCAGCAGAACACUUCAACUACUCCGUCAUGGCUGACAUCCGGGAACUGAUUGAGGUAGACGAUGUGAUGGAGGACAACUCUCUGCGCUUUGGCCCCAAUGGAGGAUUGGUAUUUUGCAUGGAGUACUUUGCCAAUAAUUUCGACUGGCUAGAGAACUGUCUUGGCCACGUAGAAGAUGACUACAUCCUUUUUGACUGUCCAGGUCAGAUUGAGUUGUACACACAUCUACCUGUGAUGAAACAGCUGGUCCAGCAGCUAGAACAGUGGGAGUUCCGAGUCUGUGGAGUUUUCCUGGUUGAUUCUCAGUUCAUGGUGGAGUCAUUCAAGUUUAUUUCUGGCGUCCUGGCAGCCCUGAGUGCUAUGAUCUCCCUAGAAAUUCCACAGGUUAAUAUAAUGACAAAAAUGGAUCUGCUGAGUAAGAAAGCCAAAAAGGAAAUUGAGAAGUUUCUAGACCCAGACAUGUAUUCCUUACUAGAUGAUUCUGCAAGUGACUUAAGAAGCAAAAAAUUCAAAAAAUUGACUAAAGCUAUAUGUGGACUGAUUGAUGACUACAGCAUGGUUCGGUUUUUGCCUUAUGAUCAGUCAGAUGAAGAAAGCAUGAACAUUGUAUUACAGCAUAUUGAUUUUGCCAUUCAGUAUGGAGAGGACUUAGAAUUCAAAGAACCAAAGGAACAUGAAGAUGAAUCUUCUUCAGUGUUUGACGAAUAUUUUCAAGAGCAUCAGAAUGAAUGAAGAAUUUAUUAAAAAGUAACUGUAUAUGUGAAAAGCUUGUGGCUGAACCAGCAGAACAUUCUUCUUUUCAAAGGCUACAAUACUGAAAAGCUACUUUAAUGAAAAAUAUUAGUACAUGGCUCUUUAUCAGCAACAUGUCUUGAAUCAAGUUCUUAAUUAUUCUGAGGCUGCUGCUGUUUAAAGUGGAAUCUUUUAAUAUUAUUUUAACAGCAUCAAUUUAGAUAUUAGAGGUUGAAAUGAAUGCAUAUAUAUUUGUAUAUAACACCACACCCAUGGAACAGUUAAGAUCAGUUUACCUUUAUUUUUACUGAUUUUGUUAUUUUUAAAGACUUUGGAGGGGCAGGAAUUAUUGUAACAAAAUAUACAUAUGUGUGGUCAAAGGAAAAAAUCUGGAAGGAAAUAAGACCAUUACUUAUCUGUGUCUUUCAGUUUUCCUACAUUGAAAAUGUAUUAUUUGUAUAAUUAAAAUGUGAAAAGUUAACUAUGUUUUAAGAUAUAUAUGUAUAUAAAUAAAAGAAGUAGAAAGAUGGCACUAACCUUU